CGGAAUUACAACUACCUAAACUACGUGUACCUACAUCAAUAUCAAGGUGCUUACAUGCCUAGUAAGGAGUAAAUUAAAAGCCUCCAGCCGCCUUUCCACAAAUCAGUUGUUCUCAUUAUUAUUAAUAUCACAGACCACCGCUUGGGAAAGUUCCCUCGAGGUGCAUUGCUCUCAUCUAGUUUCACCUCGGACCAUUAUGGGAGCUCCACCAACCAGUGGCUACUGUCAGACAUGUCGGAAGAGAAGGGUCAAAUGUGGCAAGUCCCCCGACACUUUACGAGAUAACAAAGGAACUCCGGCGUGCCAGAGAUGCAUCAAGGCCGGGUACAGAUGCAAGGGUUACGAUCUGCCCCUGCGGAUGCAGAAUAUGAGUAUCGUGAUGGAGGGGCCGGGAAGACAUCGACUGGCCAGAAUCCCGCACUUCAACCCUGAUCCGUCACGCCAGCUGAGCCUUGUAGCUUUCAAGGACCACAUAUGUUUCACCUAUCUCUUUGAGAACUGCAGCUGGGCUCAUUGCUGGAGGCCAAUGAUCUCACUGACCAAACAAGAUGCGCUAGGGCCGCUGGACUACAACUGUAGCUUGGCGCUUGCUUACGCGUAUUUUGGUGUGAACAAGCACGAGAAGAAGUUGGAGACGGACGGGAGAAUACUCUACGGGAAAAGUCUUCACGCGGUGAAGACGAUUCUUGAGAGUGACGACAAACAAGAGAUAGGAAGGACGACGAGCGCCGUCCUAAUCUUGGGCCUGAUAGCGACUGCACUCGAUGAUAACCCUUAUAUGAAGCAUCACGAUGGUGUCAUACAGAUUCUGAAGCGCUGUGGUCCAAGGCACUUUCAGCAGGAGCCACUGCUGACCGCUUUUCGACGAAGCCGGGGGAUUCUAGUCUGCAAGUCCUUUGCGCUGCGGAGACGAUGCUUUCUCGAAGAGCCUGAAUGGAAGACGAUACCGUUUGAACUCUGCGGCAAAGACUCAUCAGAUGAGCUCUUGGACAUCCUGUGCGAUAUACCAGGCCAGGCAGAAGAUUGCUUCUCCUCUCCGCCAAACAUCGUGUCCGACUCCCACCCUUCACCAAUGUGCCAAAUCGCCCGACUUUCCAAUCAACUGCGCAUCUGGCGUCGCAAGUGGGAUGAGGCGAAUCCCCGCCUGGCCACCGGGACUUCGACUAACACGACGGGCUCAAAGAAUGGCGUUGCAGAAACGCUGGCUUUCUACAACCUCAAGCAAGCAACCGAAAUCUUCACAUACAAUGCCGCGCUUCUCUAUCUGUCACAACUUCGAGACGCGAUACAGGACGGUAGACGCUGGACAGGGCCUACUUCCAUAGUCGAAAUGGACUACAUCAUGAACAUGACAAGAGCGAAUCCUCAGUCUCCUCUCCUCCAACCGGAUCCGGUUGUGUUCACGCUGCAGCCCGCGCUGGAAGCUGCCAACAUCUUCCCUUAUCUUUACCACUGCAUGAGGACUGAAAAGCUCAGCGAUGUUAUGGUCAUUUUGGCUCCUUUGGGUAUCGUGUACUGUGCGCUGCAGAGUCGUCCAAACCUGCUUAGUAAAGUUGCCGAACAGUUUGAGAUGCCGUUUAUCAACGAGGUCGGAUCAAUGCUGCAAAGAUACUCCUUCCCAAGCGCCCAAGCGGACUAGAAAGACCCUGAAGCACGAGCGAGCGUGGCCAAAUUAUGCAAUACUGAAUGGGGAGGCCCAGAAUCCUCCUCUUGUAAACUCAACCGGCUCACUGAAAUACAUUUAUCUAUUCCUAAUUCCCCCUUCAGGCCGCCGAUCAGCUCCGGCGUUUCGAGUU
Molecule: messenger RNA, 1796 nt
Organism: Trichoderma harzianum CBS 226.95
Lineage: Eukaryota; Fungi; Ascomycota; Sordariomycetes; Hypocreales; Hypocreaceae
Exons: 3
Coding region: 197-1639 (480 amino acids)
Biological process (GO): regulation of DNA-templated transcription
Molecular function (GO): DNA-binding transcription factor activity, RNA polymerase II-specific; zinc ion binding
Source: RefSeq, a predicted model, not a curated record